Rana temporaria (common frog) is the source of this 1041-nucleotide messenger RNA. RefSeq names its product olfactory receptor 10A4-like. NCBI's taxonomy places the organism in Eukaryota, Metazoa, Chordata, Amphibia, Anura, Ranidae. Gene Ontology annotation, cellular component: membrane. The record is from RefSeq and is a predicted model, not a curated record. Gene Ontology annotation, molecular function: G protein-coupled receptor activity; olfactory receptor activity. The transcript has a single exon. Gene Ontology annotation, biological process: G protein-coupled receptor signaling pathway. Bases 71 to 1003 code for a protein of 310 amino acids.
UAGACCUUUCUUAUUUUGUCCCACAGUGUUCAGCUGUGGGCCAAGAAAAUAGUAUUAGAAGAUUGUGACCAUGGCAGCUGAGAACCAAACUACAGUAAUAGAAUUCAUUCUUCUUGGAUUUUCAGAUAAUCCCAACAUAAUACCAUGGCUGUUCCAAUUAUUCUCAUUGGUCUACGUGGCCACACUGGCAAUUAACAUUCUCCUUAUAUUGGCCGUCAUAACAGACAAACAUUUGCACAACCCUAUGUAUUUAUUUCUUGCUAAUUUGUCCAUCUUGGACAUCGGUUAUACAUCAAUCAUUGUGCCCAAGAUGCUACUAAAUAUGGUUUUGUCAGCAAAAACUAUUUCGUAUACUGGUUGUGUUCUUCAAGUUUACUUCUAUCUUUUUAUGGGUGUGUCAGAGUGCACACUAUUGGCUUUCAUGGCCUAUGACCGAUAUGUGGCUAUCUGUAAUCCCUUACGUUACAAUGUUAUUAUGAAUGCAGUCUCUUGUAAUGGGAUGAUUGGCGUGUCUUGGAUGACUGGUGGUAGCAUAGCCGCCUUUGAUAUAUAUUUUGUAUGUCAUUUAAAGUUCUGUGGACAUGUCACCAUUAACCACUUUUUUUGUGAAUCUCCAUCCUUACUUCAGCUAGCAUGUGGGGAUAAAUUUGUGGACAACAUCAUAACUUUGGUCGGUGGGUCCAUGUUGCUUUUAAUUCCCUUGUGCCUCAUCCUCUUUUCAUAUAUAAACAUUUUCUUAGUCAUUAUAAAACUCCCUUCUGGAAGAUACAAAGCCUUUUCAACAUGCAUAUCCCACCUUAUCGUGGUGAUCAUCUUCUAUGGAACAUCCAUAUUUAUGUACAUGAGACCAAGAAAUUCAGACACUGGAGUGACAGACAAAAUAGUGUCGGUGUUCUAUACAAGUGUUACACCGAUGUUAAACCCUUUAAUCUACAGCCUAAGAAAUAAAGAUGUUCAAAAAGCUCUUGGCCAGUUGGCAAGGCGUACAAUUGAGCAAAGGUGACAAACCAUAUAAAAAUUUUGACAACUGUUCAUUCAUCA